GAGAACAUCUCCAUCAUGAGCUUCAAUGGAAAGUUUGAACUCCAGUCCCAGGAAAAUUUUGAGCCUUUCAUGAAAGCCCUUGGUCUUUCUGAUGAAUUGAUCCAAAAGGGCAAGGACAUCAAGAGCAUCUCAGAAAUUGUACAGAAUGGCAAAAAGUUCAAGGUCACCGUGACAACCGGCAGCAAAGUGCUGAUCAAUGAGUUCACUAUUGGAGAGGAGGCCGAGCUGGAGAGCCCAACUGGAGAGAAAGUCAAGGCUGUUGUUCAAAUGGAAGGUGACAAUAAACUGGUCACGAACUUGAGCAAAAUCAAAUCCAUCACUGAAAUAAAGGGAGACAUAGUCACCAAUACAAUGACCCUGGGAGACAUCAGCUACACGCGAAUCAGCAAGAGAAUCUAGCUAUCCUGUGCAUUUCCUAUAGUGUGUAAAGUGUGCCCAAUAAAGUACAGUUUGUAUUAAAGCACCUUUGUUGUUAUUAAUUAUUAUUAUUAUUUUAUUAUUAGCAUCCUCCUUGUCAUUUGGUGGCAAUGCUGUGAUUCACAGAUGCCUAUUGUAAGAGCUGUAUUGGCCGCAGUUUCUAUCCAUUUUCCUAGUGAACAGCUAUCCAUAUCACAAAAGCCACCACCACAAUUGGCACAAACUGGCUAGCAAGUUCUACACAGAGGGCACAGUAUGAAUGGGCUAUAGCGACUGUACUACCCUCUGUGCCACAGAUGUGGUUCCUCCGGGUCAGCGUUGAGACCCACUGCUGCUGCCCAUGCUGUAUUUGUUCAGUUGCUAAACACAGGCAUCACAUUGUUGGUUCAUAUUCAAUUUGUGAGCCGCCAGAACCCCCAGAUACUGCAGUACUACCACCGAGCCAGAUAGUCCCAUUUUGUAGUUGCACAGCUGAUUUUUUCCUUCCUAAGGACUUUGCAUUUCUCUUUAUUGAAUUUCAUCUGGUUGACUGCAGACCAAUUCUCCCAUUCAUCUAGGUCAUUUUGAAUUUUAGCCUCAGGGCGGGAGGGGCGGGGGGA
This is a messenger RNA of Terrapene triunguis (Three-toed box turtle), 1016 nucleotides long. RefSeq names its product fatty acid binding protein 1 (gene FABP1). Gene Ontology annotation, biological process: fatty acid transport. Gene Ontology annotation, molecular function: fatty acid binding. Lineage: Eukaryota; Metazoa; Chordata; Testudines; Emydidae. The coding region runs from base 16 to 399 and encodes 127 amino acids. Gene Ontology annotation, cellular component: nucleus; cytosol. The record is from RefSeq and is a predicted model, not a curated record. The transcript is spliced from 4 exons.